GUAAAAGUUAUUAACUAGCAUAUCAAAUAAAUCAAUAAAAAGGAAUUUAUAGACACACUGGAUUUUGAAACAAUCAAAAGCCUAUGUGUAAAAAGCCUGCAAAGAGGAGUUGGAAGCAUGGACUUCAUUGACUCCCUUCUGGUCAUGGAAGAUGAUGACAAUGACAUAGAGGAGGAAAAUCUUGGCCUUGCAAAGGAACCAAUGGAUGUCGCAGGGCCAAGCACUCACCCACAGGGCCCCACUGCUGUUGGCAUUACACCAGCACCAAGACCACCAGGGGAACCACUACCAGACUGGUGCAAAUGUGGUAAUUGCCGUGAAAUGCCACAGCAAAUUGAAAAUGUUUGCUGUGGUAAAAGAAAUUGUGAGUCCGCCAAAGCAAGGUUUGGCAAGCUCUGCCUGGAUGUAGAGGUAUUAUCGCUUGGUAUCAGGUCAUCAGCAGAUAUUAGGAAUGAUUGGCAUGACAGCAGUGCAAGGGCGUUUCGAAAGGCAGGCUACAGGAACUACAUCCUUGACAAGCAUGGGUACCUUUGCAAGGGAAGAAGAAGAGUGGCCCCCUCGUGCAUUGUAUGGCAAAUAAGACAUCAUUAUCCUACUAGAACUGGGAUCUACAUGGGGUUCAGAGAGAACUAGAGAGGUUUAGCAUAAACGUCCCUUUUUGAUAAACCAGAUAAACAGAUGUCAGUGCAAACGACGAAUGAAAGUUCUAUGACUGAAAGGUGCUUUUCGGUACUGAUUAUUUAUAAAAUUAAAGGCCAUAAAAAAAUCUGGCAAUACCAGAGCCAAACAUUAGCUUAAUACGAAUUAUCCAUAUACUGUAAUUGGUAAAAACUGGUAUUCGACUGUGGUAGAAAUAUAACUAGACCAUGGUACAUUUGAUUUAAACUUCCAUUCUCCAAUUGCCAUUUGCACUGACAAUGUUUUUUUAUUAGGUGUAUGCAAUUAUGCUGAUUGAAAUUCACCCAUAUAAUAGAAGUACAUAAAUUGGACUAUUUGAGAGCUGUUACUUAAACAAGAUAUAUUUUUGAUGCUUCAACAUCAGGGUUAUCUAAACUAAUUGUUGGGUUAAGCUGACUUGGAGUUUUCACCAUGCAACACAGUGGAAUAGAGCUAAUUUAAAUAAUUUCCCACAAUGGGUAAAUACUGAGUGGUAAUAAAAAAACAUUUUAUUGAAAA
Molecule: messenger RNA, 1176 nt
Organism: Nematostella vectensis (starlet sea anemone)
Lineage: Eukaryota; Metazoa; Cnidaria; Anthozoa; Actiniaria; Edwardsiidae
Product: P2X purinoceptor 7-like
Exons: 2
Coding region: 118-633 (171 amino acids)
Source: RefSeq, a predicted model, not a curated record